AUGACCGAUCAAAAUCGAAACGAAGAUCAAAAUGAUGAAGGAGACAGUUCUACUGCUGGUGCAUCAACGACAUCGAAGUCGUUUAGCCAAAAAUCAAAGAGUAAACCAGCUGAUGCUGCUGCUGUCGUCGCCGCCGCAACCGAGGUCGUCGAUGGAAAUAGCACACGUGCUGAGAACAACAAUCAAAAACUUACAGAUAAAUCAAUGCGAAAUUUAAUGAAACAAAUGACACUUGCCGAACAAGCUGCUGCUAGCAAUAAUGUAUAUGCACCGAAAUAUGACGAAAAGGCAGCAUCAAGACAAGAAUGGAAAUUUUGGCAAACACAACCCGUACCGACGAUUGGUACAAAAAUUAAUACAAGUAAUAUUGGACCUAUCGAAUCAAAUAAAUCAAUAGAUGACUUACGACAAGAACCAUAUAAAUUACCCGAUGGUUUUUCUUGGAAUGAUAUUGAUAUUCAUGUUGAUGAACAAUUACAGGAAUUGUAUACGUUCUUGAGCGAAAAUUAUAUCGAAGAUGAUGGUAAUGAUUUUCGAUUGGAGUAUUCCAUGCCAUUUUUACGAUGGGCUCUAUGUGCGCCCGGUUGGCUUCAAAAAUUCCAUGUGGGAGUUCGUGUAACGAAAAGUGGUAAAUUGGUUGGUUUUAUCAGUGCUGUACCGAUUCGAAUGAGAGUUUAUGAUAAGGAAUUACCAAUGGUAGAUAUAAACUUUUUAUGUGUUCACAAAAAAUUACGACUUAAACGUUUGUCACCCGUACUUAUUAAAGAGAUAACGCGUCGUGGGCAUUUGGAAGGAUUUUUUCAAGCAGUAUACACAGCCGC
Molecule: messenger RNA, 821 nt
Organism: Rotaria sordida
Lineage: Eukaryota; Metazoa; Rotifera; Eurotatoria; Philodinida; Philodinidae
Source: the annotation of a GenBank genome assembly